AUGCAUAUGGGAGCGGCGCUGGAAGCUUCACUGUCCAGCCCUUACGUUGGUACGACAGUGACAGGCAUGAACACGCAUGCCACAUCGUGUGGUGGCAAUGGGAAUGAACAGAUCUUCUACAUCGAUGUUCCAUCCGGCUUCACAUUGACAAUCGGCAUGUCCAGCAACGCUUACGACAGCCGCCAUGAGACACGUUGGGGUGGUGCAUGCCCAGGUGCCAACCUUGUGAUGUGCACGGACGAUCCCGAUACCAUGCAGCACGUUUGGAAUAACAACCAAGGAGCAGUGCAGCGAGCAUACUUCAUCAUCGAUGCAUAUUGGAGCGGCGCUGGAAGCUUCACGUUGGUCUGGAGCAUCGAUUCCGCUGGCUUGACGACAACAUGCGCUACUCUGGAACAGUACAACAGCUGCGGCACUACAGAAAUCGCUCGAACCACGUUCACCGACACGACUGCAUGUGAAGAGUUCUGCGGAUCCCAAGGUGCGAGUUGUUGUGAGCGGCAGUAUGAUUCUUGGGCUUACGCCGCAGGGGCUCCUUGGUGCCCUUUUGGGCGCUGCACGGGGGCCCAGGGGGGGCCUCUCGGAGCUUCUUGGGGGCCGUCUCCACAGGACUCUUGCAGCGCAGCCAUAGAUCUGUCCACAGUGUCCAGCCCUUACGUUGGUACGACAGUGACAGGCAUGAACACGCAUGCCACAUCGUGUGGUGGCCAUGGGAAUGAACAGAUCUUCUACAUCGAUGGUCCAUCCGGCUUCACAUUGACAAUCGGCAUGUCCAGCAACGCUUACGACAGUCGCCAUGAGACACGUUGGGGUGGUGCAUGCCCAGGUGCCAACCUUGUGAUGUGCACGGACGAUCCCGAUACCAUGCAGCACGUUUGGAAUAACAACCAAGGAGCAGUGCAGCGAGCAUACUUCAUCAUCGAUGCAUAUUGGAGCGGCGCUGGAAGCUUCACGUUGGUCUGGAGCAUCGAUUCCGCUGGCUUGACGACAACAUGCGCUACUCUGGAACAGUACAACAGCUGCGGCACUACAGAAAUCGCUCGAACCACGUUCACCGACACGACUGCAUGUGAAGAGUUCUGCGGAUCCCAAGGUGCGAGUUGUUGUGAGCGGCAGUAUGAUUCUUGGGCUUGCGCCGCAGGGUGGUAA
This is a messenger RNA of Prorocentrum cordatum, 1149 nucleotides long. The record is from the annotation of a GenBank genome assembly. Lineage: Eukaryota; Dinophyceae; Prorocentrales; Prorocentraceae.